Messenger RNA from Talpa occidentalis (Iberian mole), 1202 nucleotides. It is a transcript of the gene TACR2, whose product is annotated as tachykinin receptor 2. NCBI's taxonomy places the organism in Eukaryota, Metazoa, Chordata, Mammalia, Eulipotyphla, Talpidae. Bases 50 to 1201 code for a protein of 383 amino acids. Gene Ontology annotation, molecular function: substance K receptor activity. Gene Ontology annotation, biological process: positive regulation of flagellated sperm motility; G protein-coupled receptor signaling pathway. The transcript is spliced from 6 exons. Gene Ontology annotation, cellular component: sperm midpiece; plasma membrane. The record is from RefSeq and is a predicted model, not a curated record.
CAGGAGGAGCCAAGGAGCCAGGUCCCCGGUCCCAGACUCAGAAGCAGCCAUGGGAGCCUGUGCAGAGGUGACAGACACCAAUACCUCAUCCAGCCUUGAGAGCAACACCACGGGCAUCACAGCCUUCUCCAUGCCCGGCUGGCAGUUGGCACUGUGGGCCACAGCCUACCUGGCCCUAGUGCUGGUGGCCGUGAUAGGCAAUGCUACAGUAAUCUGGAUCAUUCUAGCCCAUCAGAGGAUGCGUACAGUCACCAACUACUUCAUCGUCAACCUGGCCCUGGCCGACCUCUUCAUGGCCACCUUUAACGUGGCCUUCAACUUCGUCUAUGCCAGCCACAACAUCUGGUACUUUGGCCGUGCCUUCUGCCACUUCCUGAACCUCUUUCCCAUCAUGUCCAUAUUCGUCAGCAUCUAUUCCAUGACUGCCAUCGCCGCCGACAGAUACAUGGCCAUCGUCCACCCCUUCCAACCCCGGCUCUCGGGCAUUGGCACCAAAGCCGUCAUCGCCGGUAUCUGGCUGGUAGCUCUGGCCCUCGCCUUUCCCCAGUGCUUCUACUCAGCCAUCACCGUGGACAGAGGUGCCACCAAGUGCUUAGUGGACUGGCCUGAAGACAGUGGGGGCAAGAAGCUCCUUUUGUACCACCUCGUGCUGAUCGUUCUCAUCUAUCUCCUGCCCCUCGUGGUGAUGUUCGUCGCCUACAGCGUCAUUGGUUUCACGCUUUGGAGGCGCGGGGUCCCCGGGCACCAGGCGCACGGCGCCAACUUGCGCCACCUGCAGGCCAAGAAGUUCGUGAAGACCAUGGUGCUGGUGGUGGUGACAUUUGCCAUCUGCUGGCUGCCCUACCACCUCUACUUCAUCCUGGGCCACUUCCAGAAGGACAUCUACUACUGCAAGUUCAUCCAGCAGGUCUACUUGGCCAUCUUCUGGCUGGCCAUGAGCUCCACCAUGUACAACCCCAUCAUCUACUGCUGUCUCAACCACAGGUUUCGCUCUGGAUUCCGGCUCGCUUUCCGUUGCUGCCCAUGGGUCACGCCCAUCGAAGAGGAUAAGAUGGAGCUGACUCACACUCCGUCCAUCUCCAUGAGGGUCAACAGGUGUCACACUAAAGAGAUUUUGUUCAUGGUUGGGGAUGUGGCCCCCUCUGAAGCUGUCAAUGGGCAGGCUGGGGGUCCCCCAGAUGGUGUAUCUAUCGAACUCUAAA